Molecule: messenger RNA, 1842 nt
Organism: Penicillium bovifimosum
Lineage: Eukaryota; Fungi; Ascomycota; Eurotiomycetes; Eurotiales; Aspergillaceae
Product: putative glucan 1,4-alpha-glucosidase
Exons: 6
Coding region: 1-1842 (613 amino acids)
Biological process (GO): polysaccharide catabolic process
Cellular component (GO): fungal-type vacuole
Molecular function (GO): glucan 1,4-alpha-glucosidase activity; starch binding
Source: RefSeq, a predicted model, not a curated record
AUGGCUCGUUUUUGGAUUGCGCUUUGGGCGCUGACACUCGGCCAUGUUGUGAUCGCAUCACCGCAGGGCCAACUUCCCCUGGCUCCUCGUUCUACAGGCGCCUUGGAUGCAUGGCUGGCAUCUGAGACCACUGUAGCAAGACAGGGCAUUCUGGAUAAUAUCGGAUCGGCUGGUUUUCAUGCGAAGAGUGCAAAGGCAGGCGUCGUCGUCGCUAGUCCGAGUACUUCCAAUCCGGAUUAUUAUUAUACCUGGACUCGCGACUCUGCUCUGGUAUUCAAGGCCUUGAUUGACAUGUUCAAGAACGGCGAUACGGAUUUGCUGAGUUUUAUAGAAGAAUUUAUUAACUCGCAGGCUCAUCUUCAGACUGUGUCCAAUCCAUCGGGCGGACUGUCCGGUGGGAGUGGAUUGGCUGAGCCCAAGUUCAACGCCGAUGAAACUGCUUUCACCGGCUCUUGGGGUCGACCUCAGCGCGAUGGACCAGCCCUACGAGCCACCGCGUUGAUUUCAUUUGGACAGUGGCUAAUUGAAAAUGGAUACACCAGUUAUGCCACCAGUAUUGUCUGGCCUGUCGUGCGGAACGAUCUUUCGUAUGUUGCCCAGUACUGGAAUCAGACUGGAUUCGACCUCUGGGAAGAAGUGUCUGGCUCUUCGUUCUUCACCAUCGCGGCUCAGCACCGCGCCCUGGUAGAGGGAAGCGCGUUCGCCACGGCAGUGGGUUCAUCAUGUCCUUACUGCGACUCCCAGGCACCACAAGUACGGUGCUUCCUUCAGUCCUUCUGGACUGGGUCUUACAUCCUGGCCAACUUUGGCGGCGGUCGCAGUGGAAAAGACGCAAACACAAUACUCGGCAGCAUUCACACUUUCGAUCCCGAAGCCGGGUGCGAUGACACCACAUUCCAGCCCUGCUCAGCACGAGCACUCGCUAACCACAAGGCCGUGACCGAUUCCUUCCGGUCGGUCUACAGUAUCAACUUAGGUAUAGGCGCUGGCAAGGCCGUGUCCGUCGGUCGAUACUCAGAGGACUCAUACUAUAGCGGUAACCCUUGGUACCUGUGCACCUUGGCGGCAGCCGAGCAACUGUACGAUGCUAUUUAUACGUGGAACCGUAUUGGUUCUUUGACGAUCACUUCAGUGUCUUUAGGCUUCUUCAAGGAUCUAUAUAGUGCCGCUGCUGUUGGUACCUACCCCUCAUCCAGUCCAGCAUACAGCGCAAUUGUUAGCGCUGUCAAGAUAUACGCCGAUGGAUACGUCGGCAUUGUGCAAAGAUAUUCUCUAUCCGAUGGGGCCAUGUCCGAACAGUUCUCCAAGUCGGAUGGCUCGCAACUGUCAGCCAAAGACCUGACUUGGUCCUACGCAGCGCUUCUUACCGCCAACGAGCGUCGAAAUGCCAUCGUCCCAGCACCCAGCGCGACCAACACUGCCUGGCCCGCCACAUUGACUAGCAGAUCAGGAGGCGGAAGCACUACCAAGACAACUACUACCACAUCUACUAUGACGACGACGACAGACAUACCAUGCACAGCGCCUACUAGUGUCGCAGUGACAUUCGACGUCAUUGCCACUACCGUCUUCGGCGAGAAUGUCAAGCUUACUGGAUCCAUCUCCCAGCUUGGCGCCUGGGAUACGACUAAGGCUAUCGCUCUGAGUGCUUCGUCCUACACGACCAGCAAUCACUUGUGGUUUGUAACUGUCACACUGCCUGCUGGAAGUACCUUCACCUAUAAGUACAUUCGAGUGAAGAGUGACGGCACUGUUCAAUGGGAGAGUGACCCAAACCUGUUGUACACUGUGCCUACAACCUGUGGCACCACGGCUGCCACGUUAAGCGAUAUUUGGAGGUGA